Messenger RNA from Chrysemys picta bellii (western painted turtle), 657 nucleotides. The record is from RefSeq and is a predicted model, not a curated record. Lineage: Eukaryota; Metazoa; Chordata; Testudines; Emydidae.
GUGUGCAGGCAACUGGGCUGUGGCGAGCCUGUUGCUGCUCUGAGAAAUAGCUAUUUUGGUGAAGGCUGGACAAGUCCUUGGAUGACUAAUGUGAGAUGCACUGGCUCUGAAGACGUUUUGUGGUCUUGCCCUUAUGAAUAUGCACACUAUUCAUGUGGUGUUUAUGGAGAUGCUAGCGUCAUAUGUGCAGGUUCUGGACUAACAGCGCCUCCAGAAACAGAGAGCACUACAUCCACUUAUGAAACUACUACAACCACUCCUGACACCACUACAACUACGACGCCAGAGCCAACCACCACUUUUGAAACUAUGGGUGAUGAUCUGGUGCUAGGACUUGCAAAUGGGCCAAACCGCUGUGCAGGUCGUGUUGAAAUCCUUCACUUUGGAGGCUGGGUAAAAGUUUGUGGUGAUUUGUGGGACAUGAACGACGCACGAGUUGUGUGCAGGCAACUGGGCUGUGGCGAGCCUGUUGCUGCUCUGAGAAAUAGCUAUUUUGGUGAAGGCUGGACAAGUCCUUGGAUGACUAAUGUGAGCUGUACUGGCUCUGAAGACGUUUUGUGGUCUUGCCCUUAUGAAUAUGCACACUAUUCAUGUGGUGUUUAUGGAGAUGCUGGUGUCAUAUGUUCAGGUACAUAUUCUUUUUCCUUCGAACUCUGA